Fusarium redolens is the source of this 1531-nucleotide messenger RNA. Its product is annotated as Mss4-like protein. The record is from RefSeq and is a predicted model, not a curated record. Gene Ontology annotation, molecular function: carbon-sulfur lyase activity. The coding region runs from base 197 to 1270 and encodes 357 amino acids. The transcript has 2 exons. Lineage: Eukaryota; Fungi; Ascomycota; Sordariomycetes; Hypocreales; Nectriaceae.
UUAGCGUUAAGCACGCCCUUCAGGUCAUAAGGCUUUAUCGCGGGGUGCACCAAGAUAGUGACGAGGUAAACUUCACGAUGUCUGUUAUGCCAUUAACAGAUAAUGCUGUCUUUGACUGUGAAUCCCGGUAGGAUAUCAACAUGUCCAAGUUCUUUACUACCUACACAUGUAGGUCUGUCUGGCAACUGUCUCAACCAUGGCAGAAUCUAAUGGAUUCAAGACUCUCGAAGCCAAGUGCUAUUGUGGCUCUGUCCAUUACACAAUCGAUGUACCAGUUUCGAAACUACCCCUACUCACCCAUCUCUGCCACUGCAGCCUCUGCAGGCAUGGCUCUGGUGCGCCAUGCAUCUUCCAUGCUCCUCUGCCAGAUGGAGUGAAACCCAAGUUCGUGGUACCAUCCUCCAGGAGCAAUAUGACGAGCUACGCCAUUGGGAAAAAGGUUGGAACAUGGAACUUCUGCUCGACGUGUGGUUGCCACAUUGCUUCAACUGGGCCGCCCGAGAAUGAGUUCUGGACAGUUGCUUCAUCAAUAUUUGUGAAUGCUUCAGAAUUCUUUGAUGUCCGCAAGCACAUCUUCAGCAACUCCACAAAGGACCGGGGCAUUGCCGAAGCUCUGACACAUACUGGUGGAAAGGAGUUCAUUGACUGGAACCCUUCUGACGACAGCCCCGAGGCAAAGAUCGUUGAAUCUCAUGUGGAAGUUGGGAAGGGCGGCGAAGAACGUCUUCGCGUGGAAUGCGAGUGUAAAGGCGUCUCUUUCACUAUUCCUCGGCCGAGCCAAGAGACCAAGGAGGACAAAUUUUAUUCGCAAUUCGUUUCUCACAGAGACGAUUCUAAAUGGCUUGCGACCUUUGACGCAUGUGAUGAUUGCCGGCUUCACAAUGGGACUAAUGUCGUGGGAUGGACGUUUAUUCCUCUAUCCAUAUGCGAGCCUCGUAUCGAAGACGAUCUCCUCAUUGGGAGCGCUAAGACGUUCAAAUCCUCGGGUGAUGUCGUGAGAUCCUUCUGCGGUACUUGCGGUGCAACUGUUUUCUUCUCUCACGCUUGUCGAAGACCAUCUGAGAACCAGCAUGUUGUCGACCUGGCCACGGGUAUCAUCAGAGCACCUGAGGGUGUAAUGGCAGAGAAGUGGCUCACUUGGCGAGCAAGAUUGGCAUGGGUUGACAGUGGCAAGAGAUUUGAUGAGGAUUUCACUGAAGCACUGCAAGAAGGCAUGAACAAGUGGGUGUUGAAGAGAGAAGGUGUUAUUGAGGAUUAUAAUAUCGGUUGAUGGCUCCGAUCUUCGGAGGUUUGCCGAAGGGCAUGAUGCGUGUUAGUCUUGGGGGGAGUUGGGGUUGUCAGGCAUUUGUUGGUGAUGUUCCAAGUGAUUUACAGCUGCAUGGCGAAACUUCAACAGUCAGAAUAAUAGCAAAUAUUUAUUCCUCUGUUUCCUUAUGAAUUUUUAUUAUAACCUUAGCCAUGGUUAUUAAUCCUAUCAGCGGCAUUCGCCUCCCGAAGCCCGCCCCGUCACUAAGUUCUUAGCGGAAUACCG